AUGCCCCUACGAAGAUGUGGUUGCACCCUUGAAGAAUUUAACUUCGAGGUUCCAAUUAAAGUAGCUUUUGAACGUAUCAGUGUCCUGAAAUCGUGUUGCGUUUAA
Messenger RNA from Sclerotinia sclerotiorum 1980 UF-70, 105 nucleotides. RefSeq lists its product with no specific name. Bases 1 to 105 code for a protein of 34 amino acids. The record is from RefSeq and is a predicted model, not a curated record. The transcript has a single exon. Lineage: Eukaryota; Fungi; Ascomycota; Leotiomycetes; Helotiales; Sclerotiniaceae.